Molecule: messenger RNA, 3859 nt
Organism: Acanthopagrus latus (yellowfin seabream)
Lineage: Eukaryota; Metazoa; Chordata; Actinopteri; Spariformes; Sparidae
Gene: ppardb
Product: peroxisome proliferator-activated receptor delta b
Exons: 8
Coding region: 477-1997 (506 amino acids)
Biological process (GO): negative regulation of transcription by RNA polymerase II; hormone-mediated signaling pathway; negative regulation of inflammatory response
Cellular component (GO): nucleus
Molecular function (GO): RNA polymerase II cis-regulatory region sequence-specific DNA binding; zinc ion binding; nuclear receptor activity
Source: RefSeq, a predicted model, not a curated record
UACUGGCAUGUGACGGUGGAGGAGGAGGAGGAGGGAGUAAAGCAAAGCAAAGCAAAGCAAAGCUAGGAACAACAAGGAGAGAGUCGGGGAGGGAUUAUCAGUUAACUAUGCUUAUCUGCAUGUGAUAUGGUAGCGACGAACAAAAGUGUCCAAACCGCUUUUCCUUUCAGCCUGGCUGAGCUGUUUGUCAGGUCGCUCGCUGACUACAUGCAGGCCUGCACCAGUCUAAGUUUAUGUUAGCAGUCUGACGUUAGCUCCCGCUGCUAGCUAACUCCUGCUGGUGACUUCAAACGACUUGUCAACAGCCGAUCGAUCGUGUUCAGGACCCGGGACUCUCUUCGACACUUCCUUAUUUUAUCCUCUCGGCAAUUUCACGCAGGGUUAACAUCUUCCCCACCAGCAGCACUAUUGGGAGAGUGGGGCUAUGAUGGCAACGUGACAGGAGGGGAGCCGCUGAGUCAGCUUCAACAGGAACCAUGGAAUGGUUUCAGGAAACUGCUACAGAGCAGCACGACAGGGUGAACGGCUACUGCAAGCCUAAAUCACCCCAGGACACAGCCGAUGUCAGGUGGACCCCACCGGAGGGAGAGUCUGGAGGAUCGGACAGCUGCGGGGGGACAAGUGUGUCAGAGCUGACGGACGUGCAAGAGUUAAAGGCGAGGGAGAGUGAGGAUGAGGAGGACAAGGAGGAGAAGGAGGUGGUUCCUGCCUCUAAAGGCCUGAAAGGGGACCAGGCCAAAAAAGAGAAGGAGAGUCCGGAGGAGAAAAAUAAGCAGAACAGCAGUGCAGCAACAAGCUACACAGACCUGUCACAAACAUCAUCACCCUCGCUUUCAGAACAGCUGCGUCUUGGCCGAGAAGACAACGCAGGGGCUGGGAUCAGCGUGGAGUGUAAGGUCUGCGGGGACAAGGCCUCUGGCUUCCACUAUGGUGUGCAUGCCUGUGAGGGGUGCAAGGGCUUUUUCCGGCGAACCGUGCGGAUGAAACUGGAAUAUGAUCGCUGUGAGCGUUCCUGCAAAAUUCAGAAGAAGAAUCGUAACAAGUGCCAAUAUUGUCGCUUCCAGAAGUGCCUGUCUUUGGGAAUGUCUCAUGAUGCAAUCCGAUAUGGACGCAUGCCUGAGGCGGAGAGGAAGAAACUUGUGGCGGGUCUGCUUGCAGAGGAGCUGAAUGUCGGUAAACCAGGUGGCUCAGACCUGAAGACCUUGGCCAAACAAGUCUACACAGCCUACCUGAAGAACCUCAGCAUGACCAAGAAGAGGGCCCGCAGUAUCCUGAUGGGCAAAACUGCUAGCACCUCGCCGUUUGUGAUCUACGAUGUGGACACACUCUGGAAGGCAGAAAGUGGUUUAGUAUGGAGCCAGUUAGUCCCAGGUGCACCCCUGACCAAGGAGAUUGGGGUCCAUGUUUUCUAUCGCUGCCAAUGCACCACGGUUGAGACCGUGCGAGAGCUCACUGAGUUCGCCAAGUGCAUUCCAGGGUUUGUGGACCUCUUCCUCAAUGACCAGGUGACUUUGCUGAAGUAUGGUGUACACGAAGCUAUUUUUGCCAUGCUGCCCUCUCUCAUGAACAAAGAUGGUCUGUUGGUCGCCAAUGGUAAAGGCUUUGUGACCAGGGAGUUCCUGCGCAGCUUAAGAAAGCCGUUCAGUGAAAUCAUGGAGCCCAAGUUUGAGUUUGCGGUCAAGUUCAAUGCUCUGGAGCUGGAUGACAGCGACCUGGCCCUGUUUGUUGCUGCCAUCAUUCUCUGUGGAGAUCGCCCUGGGCUAAUGAACGUGAAGCAGGUAGAGCAGAGUCAGGACAGCAUCCUCCAGGCCCUGGACCUCCACCUACAAGCAAACCACUCUGACUCAGUCUACCUCUUCCCCAAGCUGCUGCAGAAGAUGGCCGACCUCCGUCAGCUGGUUACCGAGAACGUUCACCUAGUCCAAAAGAUCAAAAAGACUGAGUCGGAGACCUCGCUUCACCCUCUACUACAGGAGAUCUACAAAGACAUGUAUUAGUUUCCUCCAGCACAGACUGCUUUUAGCAAUACUGUUACAGACUCAAAUUACAUUUAUAAUAAUACACUGCAUUCAGUACAAGCACUGUUCCACGUACGGGCAUGGAUUUUUAACAUGUGCAGAUGAGGCAGAGUCACGUGGUAGGGCUAACACAAUCAGCAAAGUCUUCUCAAUGUCAGCAUUACCAUCAGCACAGUAAUAUGUGUGUGUGUGUGGUGUGAGAGUGUGUGUGUGUGUGAGAGAGAGAGAGAGAGAGAUGAGCAUCUGGAAUCAUUUGCUACGAGUCCUAGUUUCCCACAACGUUCACUUAACAGAGAGAAUGAUAUGUUUUCUCACCGAGGCUGCUCCCAUUACAUUCUAAUAGCAAAACUGACCCCAGAGCAGCAUCUAGAGAGAGCGCUUCUCCUCACGUGUGAAGGGAAGGCAUUUCACGUUCUUACACCAGUGGCAUAGCUGAAGUAGUCAAAAAGCCGCCGUUUGUACUGUGCAAGACUUUCUUAUGAUGCCAAUGUCUUUGGUAGAUUGAUUGUUUUGAGACUUUUUGGUAAUGCUGAAGAUGCACAAAUCGGUUUUUGUUUACAUCAUUAUCAUCUUAAUCACCAUCAUCAUCAUCAUCAUCAUCAUCAUCAGUGAUCACUACUUUGCCAUUUGGUUUCAAGAACACAAACUGGGCUGGCUCCAGCAGUGUAGAGCUCUCUCAAAGCAGCUUUUCUGUGCAAUACUGUUUCCAUUUGUCAAUAAAUGUGGGAGAUCCAAGUUCUAUAGGUUUUGUCUUAAAGCCAUCUACCUGAGAGGUAACUAAUGGACUACGCUGCACAGAUUAUGUUUCUGAAGCUGACACUAAACACAUGACCCAUUGAAGUACAAGGGACCGCAUGUUUGUUUUUGUUUUUUUUUCUUUUUUCUUUAUUUUGACAUGCAAAUUAUCACAAACUCGCCAUUUUAAAGGUUUUUCUUAGUUUAUUCUGUGUAAUUCUGUUACUAAUUAUUUGUAAUUGUUGAUCAUAUUUGUAAGGGCAAAACAUGAAUAUCAUCUUGUUUUAUGUAUUAAGUAUAUCUGUUCUUUUUCCUAUUACAUGCCUGCCCACGUAGGUUGUACCAAAUAUAUCAUCAAGCAUACCAACAAACUGUUCCUUGAUGAGGAAUUUGGAUUUGAUGCCUUAGCAGGAUUUACAUAAAACCAGCAUACUGUUCCACUUUGUAAUUGGGGAAAAUUGAUCAUUAGAAGUUGACAUCAAGCAUCUGGUAUCAUAUUUCUGUACUGACCUGAGAAAUAACCAUGGUCCGAGAUUUCUACCCUUUUUGUGUACUGUCUGAUUUGUCUUGUAAGGAAAGGCACAAGUGUAACAGCCUUACAAUACUACAGCCAGGAUUCAUAAGUUACAAACUACUUUCCCCUUCAUAUUCUGUAGGAUCUCUUUUUUUUCACUGUACUACUUCUGAAUGGACUUGAGUUUGUGGUGCAAACAGUCCACUUUCAGAAGUCUCCUCUUGUGCUCUUAUUCUGUCUUGAUCCCUAUCUACCUCUAAUGUAUCAUCUGUGACAUUAUUCCACUGUCUCAUUCAAUCGCUGACAUUAUUUUUGCCUUAAUUUCCUGUUAUUGGUACAAAUUUGAUGGUAUUGGAAGAUGUGCGGUGUGCCAACAUAGCAAGAGGGUGUGGAUGGAUAAAACAAGAAAGUGCACCAAAAAAAAAAGAUGAUGUAAGCUACCUCUAUGCCUGUGUAAGUGAUGGAUUGACAUAUUUGUUAAAAAACAAAACAUGUUAAGACUUGAAAUAAUUUCAUCCUUAUAGUCCCAUGUAACCUAUCUGCAGAUCUAGUUUAAUUACAUCUCACUUAUAAACUUUAUUAGAAAUAUUAA